AUGUCAGAGCCUCGUACAUCUUCCGUUGUUUCCCGCUCGAAUAGCAUCAGUACGCAUAGCCCAAUUCAGGAUCUCCACGAAGCGGACUUAAUUGACCAAGCUACCACAUCCGAGAGUAACCAUCAGGAACCAGAAACCUUUACUUCCGAUGAACAUCCACCGACGAACAGAUGGUCAUCGAUUGAGGAGGAUAAUAGUUCGACAGCUUUUGGAAGCACUACAGUUCCCUCACACAACGGAGACUUGGCUGAAGAAUGUCUGAACGACAAAGGUGCCGCGGUCCAUGUCGCAGGCCAUCAUCUUCAACAGUCUUCAGCCUUAGAAGACGCUCUUGAAGCACCCCACGAAGUUGCAAAGAAGAAAUCGAUUAGGCAAGCAUUAGUUGACAGCUGGAAAAAACUUCUCCCGCAUAUGCUUGCAAUUGUUGUCACUGCUGCAGUGGUUCAACUAAGCUUCCGCAAUGUGUAUUGGAUGGACCUCAAAGCUCCCCAUGAAAACAUCUCUCCAGGGCUUACACAAAGUGGUGCCCUCAACUUUCUUCAACUCGCUGCUAAGCUUCAUGAGCUUUUGAUACUUGCUUCAAUUUCUAGCAUUGUUCUGUAUGCUGUCCAAUCGCACCUCACUGGGCCGUCAGGCUUGCCUCUUGUAAUGGUCGCCAAUUCUUUUGAGCUUACAUCAGGACAAUUUCUGCGGCGGAAGUCAUUCUGGACUGUGCCGUGGUCCGUGGACGUAACUACAGGAAAGAAAUUCUUCUAUCUGAAAUUUUGGUUGCUCUCGCUCUUAGCGGCCGCGCUGGUAGUGCUGUCUGGACCGUCAUCUGCCAUUGCCGUCAUCCCAACACUCAAUUACUUCGAAAUCAGUGAACCAUUUCGCAGCCCGGUCUUGCCCUACUUCAUCUUCAAUCGGAGUACUGACCUGUGGCCUACAACUUUGUCAAGCGGAAGCUUAAAUUCUCCAACGAGUGGAAACAACUGCACAGACCCUUAUUCAAUACACAUGGCUGUCUGUCCCUCUUCUGGAUUUAGCGAAACCCUCCAGUGGAGUAAUUAUCUGUAUGAUGAGGAUACAGACCAAGGUUCCAACAUUACAUAUACUGACUACGGAGAUGAUACAAGGCGAGUAGUUACCACUAAAAGUUGCAACCGUACCGUAGAUGGGCGUGCUUCUGCAGUCGGCCUUCCUGCAUGGGUCAGCGACGCAUUUACAACGUAUUGGAACUUUGCUGCUGAAAACUUUGAAGGGGAAGUAUUGGACGCCACGGAGCCACGCUUAGAUCUUGAAAUCAAUAUCCUGGCACCAAGAGUGGAAGUUCUCUGCCAAGGUUAUGUGGACGAAGAAGCCAAUGGUCCUGACUUACUACCUCCAAUGGUCUUGCCAACUUGGUCCAACAGUUCUCAAUUUCCCGUCCCAGAUUGGACUUUCAGAUAUCCGAGGCUUCUCAACGCGACCAACGUUACUAUGUAUGAAGUACCGCAGGAUGGACCCGAAGCUCCUUCACUCGCUGUAAUUGUUACAAUCCCCAUGGUGCUCGGAGAGGUUGGAAAUGGCAGCAAUAUCACAUGGUUCCAAACGACCACGACAUAUGCGUGCAGCAUCUACUCUCAAUGGAUUCCAGUUACUGCUUGGUACGAGCCGCAUACGAAUGACCAAGUUGAAUACAGUAUUGACACAGAUCUCGGAGAUACUUGUUUGGACGUUCCAGCCAAUGUUCAUUUUUCGAAGAGCCCCAUCAAUACCACGAUCAGUCAAGAUUACGCAAACGGGAUAAAUCAGCCAAUGGACUAUCAAGAUGGGCCUAUACCAGCCGUGUUGGCACUUCUUUAUCAAUUUGUCUAUUCAGAUGUGCAUGUUGAGAACAGUGCUGAGUUCGUCUUCCCAGUGAGAGACGCCAAUGAUGUUGAGACGGUUGAAGAUGGUGCUAGGGCUCGGGGAAAAUUUAUAAGCACAAUCCUUGCCAGUGUUGUCACCGAUGGAUUAGCUCGAAUUGCCGGUGAUGCGAGGUAUCCAUAUUCUUCAUCAAUGUUCUUGAUGCCAAAUCGGUCAUCCGACGGAGAGCUCGAAGGAAAGUUUCCGCACUGGAGCGUUCUGGAUGGUGAGAUUAUCACUCUCAAUACUACGGACGAGAACGAGGUGAACAAUUGGGUCAAGAUCGACUUCUCUUUCUCUCGAUAUGGAUACGGCUACAUGUGGAGUGGGAGCCGCACAGCACAAUUCGGCAUUUCAGUCUUACUGGUGCAUGUCGCUGUGGCUCUUAUUCACACGCUGAUGGUACUGAUUGGGAUCUUGGGACGAAGGAAAACGAUGCAUCGGGCAUGGGAAUCAAUUCCAGAGAUGUUUGUUCUAGCCAUGAACUCCAAGCCCAACGAGAAGCUGCAAGAGACUUGUUCUUCUGAUGGCACCAUCAAGUCAUGGAAAGAAGCAGUGGCUGUUAGGGAGUCAGAACAGGGGAAAUUGGAGAUCGUUGUGGGAAGGCAUGAUAUUGAAGUAACCGCGCCUCCAAGACGUGGCACUGGGUUCAGCUCCCUGUUCUGA
This is a messenger RNA of Mollisia scopiformis, 2532 nucleotides long. RefSeq lists its product as uncharacterized. NCBI's taxonomy places the organism in Eukaryota, Fungi, Ascomycota, Leotiomycetes, Helotiales, Mollisiaceae. Bases 1 to 2532 code for a protein of 843 amino acids. The record is from RefSeq and is a predicted model, not a curated record. The transcript is spliced from 3 exons.